AUGCAUUCACUCGCCACUGCUGUUGCCGUGUUGGCCGCCUGUGUCACCAGCGCGACUGCACGUAAUGAUAGUCUUGCGACAAGCGAUCCCUUUUAUCCUACGCCGUGGAUGACAGGACAGGGUGAGUGGAGUGAUGCAUAUGCGAAGGCGACGGACUUUGUGCGCCAACUUACACUGUUGGAGAAAGUCAAUUUGACGACGGGUGUUGGAUGGGAAGGAGAACAAUGCGUAGGCCAAGUAGGCAGCAUCCCGCGCCUCGGCUUUCGCUCCCUCUGCAUGCAAGACUCGCCCGUCGGUAUCCGAGACAGUGACUACAGCUCCGUCUUCUCGUCCGGACAAUCCGUCGCUGCGACUUUUGACCGUCAGCUUUUCUAUGCGAGGGGUUAUGCUAUGGGUGCUGAGCAUAAGGCCAAGGGCGUAACCGUUCAACUUGGACCUGUUGCGGGACCUAUGGGAAGAGCACCAGAGGGUGGUAGGAAUUGGGAGGGUUUCUCACCGGAUCCGUAUUUGACUGGUAUCGCCAUUGCCGAGACGAUCAAGGGCACGCAGGAUGCGGGUAUUAUUGCUUGUGCUAAACAUUUCAUUGGGAAUGAGCAGGAGCAUUUCCGUCAAGUUGGAGAGGCGAAUGGUUUUGGCUAUGAUAUCACCGAAGCUCUCUCUUCAAAUAUUGACGAUGUCACCAUGCAUGAACUUUACCUGUGGCCUUUUGCGGACGCCGUUAGAGCUGGAGUUGGAAGUAUCAUGUGCUCGUACAAUCAAGUCAACAACUCGUACGCUUGCCAGAACUCGAAGAUGCUUAACAAUCUUUUGAAAGACGAACUCGGAUUUCAAGGUUUCGUCAUGAGUGAUUGGCAAGCCCAGCACGCUGGUGCUCCAUCCGCCCUAGCUGGUCUCGAUAUGGCCAUGCCUGGUGACACGUUAUUCAACACUGGCGACAGUUUCUGGGGUACCAACUUAACACUCGCUGUUCUCAAUGGUACUGUUCCUGAAUGGAAGAUCGAUGAUAUGGCUUUGCGUAUCAUGUCGGCGUAUUUCAAAGUUGGACUUACACUUGAUGAGCCUCCUAUCAACUUUGAUUCCUGGACUUCCGAUACCUAUGGACCCCUACAUGCUGGAGUUGGCUUGGAUUACCAGCAGGUCAACUGGCACGUGGAUGUUCGAGGUGAUCACGGUGAUUUAAUUCGGGAGAUUGGUGCUAGGUCUACGGUUCUUCUCAAGAACACCAAUAAUGCCCUUCCUCUUUCGAAACCAAAAUUCAUUGGAGUUUUCGGUGGAGAUGCUGGCUCGAAUAUCUUGGGACCUAAUGGCUGCUCUGACCGUGGAUGCGACAACGGAACUUUGGCCAUGGCAUGGGGAUCCGGAUCUGCCAAUUUCCCAUACUUGAUCACCCCCGACUCUGCUCUCCAAAGCCAAGCUAUCGCCGACCACUCUAGAUAUGAGAGUGUUCUUGACAAUUACGCUGACUCCCAGAUUGAAGCGCUUGCAUCAGCACCUGAAAUAACUGCAAUCGUAUUUGUGAAUGCUGAUUCCGGAGAAGGAUACAUCAGUGUGGACGGAAAUGAGGGUGACCGAAACAACCUCACACUUUGGCAUUCUGGCGACGCCCUGAUCAAGAAUAUUUCAUCAAUGUGUAACAAUACUAUUGUUGUUAUCCAUUCAACCGGUCCAACUCUCGUCUCGGAGUGGUAUGAUAGCCCAAACGUUACUGCUAUCCUAUGGGCUGGUAUCCCAGGUCAAGAAAGCGGAAACAGUAUCACCGAUGUCUUGUACGGCAAAGUCAACCCCGCAGCCCGCACCCCUUUCACCUGGGGCAAGACCCGCGAAAGCUAUGGCACAGACAUCUUGUAUGAGCCCAACAAUGGCAAAGGCGCCCCCCAAUCCGAUUUUACGGAAGGAGUCUUCAUCGACUACCGCGGCUUCGACAAGUCCAACUCUACCCCAGUCUACGAAUUCGGUUAUGGGCUUUCUUACACGACCUUCAACUACUCCAACCUAGUUAUCAAGUCAGCCAACGCGGGUAACUACACCGCAAGUGUCGGCAAGACCGCUUUUGCGCCUGUGCUAGGCAACUUCUCGACGAAUCUAGCGGAUUACUUAUUCCCUAAUGGCUCGUUCCGCUACAUCUCAGAGUACAUAUACCCGUAUCUCAACACGACCGACGCGAAAGCCGCAUCCGGUGACCCUUCCUACGGUCAAAAUGCCUCUGAAUUCCUCCCACCCCAUGCCACAGACGGCUUCCCUCAACCUCUCCUCGCAGCAGGUGGUGGACCAGGUGGAAAUCCGGCUCUCUGGGACGUAUUAUACACGGUCAAUGCGACCAUCACCAACACUGGCCCAUUGGACGGCGAAGAGGUACCGCAGCUGUAUAUCAGUCUCGGUGGCCCCAACGACCCGAAAGUUCUGUUGCGUGGGUUUGAGAGAUUGAGUAUUGAUGCGGGGGAAAGUGCCACUUUUACUGCCGAUGUACUGAGGAGGGAUAUCAGUAAUUGGGACACGGUGGCACAGAAUUGGUUCAUCUCGAGUUACCCCAAGAUUGCUUACGUCGGUCCUAGUAGUAGGAAGUUUGUGCUUAGUGGGACUUUGCAGUAA
Molecule: messenger RNA, 2589 nt
Organism: Lachnellula hyalina
Lineage: Eukaryota; Fungi; Ascomycota; Leotiomycetes; Helotiales; Lachnaceae
Product: Beta-glucosidase
Exons: 8
Coding region: 1-2589 (862 amino acids)
Biological process (GO): glucan catabolic process
Molecular function (GO): beta-glucosidase activity
Source: RefSeq, a predicted model, not a curated record